AGAAUCAGUGCCCGGGUUCACUUUCGUUCUUCCCGAGGAUGAUCGAAGCAUACCCAACCAGAUUAUCAUCAUUCCAAUGUUGCAUAAACCAAUUGUUGACAGAAAAUAUGACAACGGUAAUCAAACAACUUCUAUGAGAAUCGAUUUCGUGGAUCCCUGGGACAUGUCAUCACCUAUCGGCAAGAUUGACUAUGAUGUCUUCCUUUUAUCCAGAGACAGCAAUGACUUUGCUGAUAAAUUGAGGCAGGGAAUCGAACCUUCGGAAUUCAUGAGGAUUUUAGGUUACUGGAGGAGCUUGGACAAUGAAAUUACCGAUCUAAUAUGCGCCGAAUUGGACAGUUCAGUUAAACAACAAGAGCACACGUAUAAUCUUCCAUGUCCGACACCUUCUCUACACUCAUCGAGUAUCGAAUGGGAACAGAGUUUGGUUGAAGGUCACUCCUUACACCCG
This is a messenger RNA of Acaulospora colombiana, 451 nucleotides long. The record is from the annotation of a GenBank genome assembly. NCBI's taxonomy places the organism in Eukaryota, Fungi, Glomeromycota, Glomeromycetes, Diversisporales, Acaulosporaceae.